AGCGCCGACGUCCCCUCGGCUCGCGCGUGGCCCGCGCAGCGACCCCGGCCGGCCGCCGGCCCCGCCCCGCCCCGCGCCCAGGGGUCCCGGGGCGGGCUCCGGGCUUCGGGCGGACGAUGCGGCGGCGCGGCCGGAGCGGCGGCGGGAAGCGGAGGCGGAGGUGACGCGCUAGGGCCGGCGGGCCGGGCCAUGCAGCGCUCCCGGGCGGCCGCGGACGAGGCGGCCUUGCUCCUGGCCGGGCUGGCCCUGCGGGAGUCGGAGCCUGGCGGCGACUCUCCGGCCCGCGGGCGGCGGGGGCCGAGGCCGGGGCUGGGAGACGAGGCGGCGCCGGCGCUGGGCCGCAGAGGAAAGGGCGGCGGCGGCGGCGGCCCCGAGGCUGGCGCGGACAGGGGCCCGCCGCGCGCGGCCGUCCCGGAGCUCAGCGCGCAGCCGGCGAGCAGCCCGCGGGCCAGCCUGGCGGGCUCCGACGGCGGUGGCGGUGGCGGUGGCGGCGGCAGCAGCGCGCGCUCCAGCGGCAUCAGCCUGGGCUACGAUCAGCGCCACGGUAGCCCGCGCUCUGGUCGCUCGGACCUGCGUCUCGGCCCCGGACCGCCGUCGGGGGGCAGCGCCCGCUCCAGUGUGUCCAGCCUCGGCUCCCGCGGCUCUGCGGGCGCCUAUGCCGAUCUACUGUUGCCCAGCGCUUGCCCCGCGCCGGCGCGCUCCCCGGAGCCCACGGGACCAGCCCCCUUCCUUCUGCCUUCGGUGCCGCUGCCCGCGAGCCGGGAAGGCGGCCCGUGCGCGGCCGAGCGGCGGCUGGAGGCGCUUACCUGGGAGCUGGAGCGGGCGCUGGAAGCGCGCACGGCACGGGACUACUUUGGCAUUUGCAUCAAGUGUGGUCUUGGCAUCUAUGGAGCGCGGCAGGCGUGCCAGGCCAUGGGGAGCCUGUACCACACUGACUGCUUCACCUGUGACUCCUGUGGGAGACGGCUCCGUGGGAAGGCCUUCUACAACGUAGGGGACAAAGUGUACUGCCAGGAGGACUUCCUGUACUCCGGCUUCCAGCAGACAGCUGACAAGUGCAGCGUGUGUGGACACCUCAUCAUGGAGAUGAUCCUGCAGGCGCUUGGCAAGUCCUACCACCCGGGCUGCUUCCGGUGCUCUGUGUGCAACGAGUGCCUGGAUGGGGUGCCCUUCACCGUGGACGUGCAGAACAAUAUCUACUGUGUCAGAGACUAUCACACGGUUUUUGCGCCAAAAUGUGCCUCUUGUGCCCGUCCUAUCCUCCCUGCACAGGGCUGUGAGACGACCAUCCGUGUGGUGUCCAUGGACAGGGACUAUCACGUGGAGUGUUACCACUGUGAGGACUGCGGGCUGCAGCUGAGUGGGGAAGAUGGACGCCGCUGCUACCCCCUGGAGGGCCACCUGCUGUGCCGCCGCUGCCACCUGCGGCGCCUCCGGCCCGGCCCACUGCCCUCACCUGCCGUGCACGUCACUCAGCUCUGAGCGCCCGUGGCCGUGGAGGGUGGGCUGGACAGGGUGGGAGGGCCCAUGUCAAAGUUAGGGCAGGCCUGGCUGCCUCCACCCUGCACUGCCCACCCCCUGCUGCCCUGCCCCUAGCUGCUGUCCCAUCCGCAGGGGCCGGUCCCCCGCGCUGAAGCUAUGCCUAUUUAUUCACCAGUUGUGCCUCCUCAAGUUGCUUCCUCCGGGGCCCUGCUGUCUCCCCCACCCCAUCACUGACUCUCCUUUCUGAGACCCCCGCCCCUGCUGCACCCCUGGGACCCUGGAU
Molecule: messenger RNA, 1765 nt
Organism: Ochotona princeps (American pika)
Lineage: Eukaryota; Metazoa; Chordata; Mammalia; Lagomorpha; Ochotonidae
Gene: WTIP
Product: WT1 interacting protein
Exons: 8
Coding region: 190-1482 (430 amino acids)
Biological process (GO): response to hypoxia; cytoskeleton organization; regulation of DNA-templated transcription
Cellular component (GO): P-body; nucleus; transcription regulator complex
Molecular function (GO): transcription corepressor activity
Source: RefSeq, a predicted model, not a curated record